UGUGGCGCCGGGGCCGAGUCGCCUGGACCGCAGCUCCGCGCGUCUGCAGCGGGCCCGCGCAGAGGCUACAGCUCCCGCGCGAACUCUGAGAGACCCGAGGAGAGGUCAGGGUCAGAGGAGCGUGCUCGGCACGGCGCCGACUGCCGGAGCCGGGACCCGCUGAGCCGACAGCAACACAAUGGCACGACUGGAAAUUUUAGCUUCAGCGGCAGUGCUGCUGCUGGCCGGCUGCGUCACAGGGACUGUAUUUCACGCGAUGGACGCCUGCCCCGGCAUAAUUCUCUGCGACCAGCUAGACGAGAACUUCAACAUAUCCGGAGUAUACGUCACCGACACACUGCAGGAGAUGUACUGUCACAUGGAGUCGGGCCGGUGGACCGAGGUGCUGCGCCGCGGUCAGGACGCCGCCCACGCCCCUCUGCCGGCGGCUGACCACCAGACGUUUGCCGACCCCGAGAUUAUGGUCACCGGCUUCGGAGAACCGGGCACCGGGGAGUUCUACAUCGGGAACGAUAACCUAACCCAGAAGGUGGCCGUGCCGCUCCGUCUGAAGGUGGAGCUGCUCGGUCAGGACGAUGUCCGAUACUUCAGCGUGUUCGACGGCUUCUCGGCGACCGGCAACCCACUGCAGCUGACUCUGGGAUCGCUGCAGUACCGGAUGGGAACUGCCGGUGACGGCGGCCUGGCCGCCCUAGACGGAGCCGUGUACAAUGGUGCCUGCGCACCAACAGCGUGGUUUGGACUGACUGAGCCCUGCGACCUUACCGCCUCUCCGGGCCCGGCCCUGACGAUGCCCCUGAUUGCGGAAAACCAGCGGGACGGACGCACACCGUGGCCUACGCUGCCUGUCGAGCUGAAGGCCGUCUCGAUGCAGCUGCAUACCCAGCCUCCUACCGACGCCUGUCUGGGCCUGGAUCAGCACUUUGCCUUCCACGGAGACGUCCUCACCACCAUUGAGGACACGGUGCCCAGCUCCGUGAGACCCGGGCAAUCUUUCACCAUCUCGUGCAAAAACACGUCUUGGAUUCUUCCGACUGUGCUGAGCUCGAUGAGCGAUAUCCCAAACUCCGUGACGUUCACAUGCGGACCUGACGCAGCCGACCCCACCGUGGUAGCCAUGGACAAUCACCCGCUCAUCCCCGGAAAACCGUGCAUGGCGCCGUGUCCCGACGGCUACUCCCUGUACAUCCCGGGGCAGACGACUCCGUCGCUGAGCAGCGCGCCGGAACGGGCCACUUGUCUGUCGCCUCCCUCCACCGAGCCGGCCAGGUCACUGGUCGAGGCCGCCCAGCUGUGCGGUCAGCGGGGAGAACAGCUACUCGACUUCGGUCCGGACGUCAGCUACCUGCCCGGACUGGACACCACACAGCCACUCUGGAUAUGGAUGCUACAGGAGUCCCCCGGCACUGUCACGCAGUUAAACUCUCGUGAAGAGCAGAGCGGUCAAAUCAACCGGGCCUCGGCCAUGUGUGGGCAGCUGUCCUACAGCGCCUCCCCGGCCACAGUGCAGUCUGCCGAGUGUCACGCCGACACGCUCGGCUCCAACAACUACAAAAACUACGUCUGCAUGACCGCAGUGGGCUGCGGGCCGGACGCUGUGUUCCACCGCGGCUUCUGCUACCACUACGACUCUACGGCGACAGCCGCCGACCACGUGAGCACGUGCACCCGCCGGAGAGGCUCCACUCCGGCCGACUACACGGCCGAGUUUGUGGCCGAGGCGCUGCCGAAGCUCGGUGUACCGACCGACGGACAAACCCCCUUCGUCGGCAUCUACAAGCGGUACGGCAAGUUCUGGCGGCCCGACGGCACUGUGGUGCCCGUCACGGAGUUUGUCGGCGACUCGUACGGAGACGACACACUGCAGUGUGCCGCAGUUCUGCCCACCGACCCCACCAAGCUGGAACCGGUGAACUGCGCGACGGACACAGACCACAUCGGAGUCAUCUGUCAGACGCCUGGCUACGGCACCGUCUCCAACGAACUAUGCUCGGUGCGCUACGACCAGCUGCUGAACGCCAGCUCCAGCGGGCCGGCACCUACGGUGACCCGAGCCGGCUCCAUGCCGACGGCUGUCACCGGCGACGCCGUCACAUUCACCUGUCCAGACGGCUACAACGUGCACAACGUGACGGCGCUGCACGCCAUGACGCUGACCUGUGGCGGACUGCAGAGCGGCUGGCAGUACCCCGCCGAGUUGGACGUCGCGCUGCACGGCAUGCCCGUCGAGUGCGUGUUUGCGUGUUCCAUCACGGAGGCCUCGAGACCGCGAAACUCGGAGCUGGUGACGGUUGGCCAGGACAGUGUGUUCCGAUGCUCGGGAUACAUGCAGACGGCCGACGGAAGCACAGAACAGCUAGCCGUCUGCGACCAUACGACUGCCGCGCUGGCAGCGGGCCUGCAGCCCUGCGACCACUGCCUCGGCGCUCCUCUGAUCCCCGGCCCGAACUCCACGGUGGUGAGCAGCUGGGACGACACCUCGCGCCUGGAGGGCACCGUCGUCAACUACACCUGUGUGGCAGGCCUGCAGACCCCCGACGGCCUGACCGUGCAGAACCAGACCUGCACCUCCAACGGCUGGGUGGGAGAGGUGGUGCCCUGCUCCUACUGCGUGCCACUGGACGAAGAGCGCCUACUGCCUGCCGUGUCCACGCUGUCGGGACCACAGGCGUUCGGUGCCCUGGCAAACCUAUCCUGUCCAGCGGGACUGCAGUCGAGCGACGGCAGCCUCAGCACCAGCGCCUCCUGCCUCCCCUCCAGCUGGGAGUGGUGCCUACCCGACUUCAACUGCUCCUUCUGCUCCGGAAACCCCCCUAACGUCAGCUCUAUGAUCACCAUCACGUCUGACUGGGACGGCACACUGCGCGAGCUCGGCACUACGGUCCUCUACACGUGCGCCGCCGGCCUGGAGGCAGUCGAUGGAUCCACUCAGCAGACGGCCAACUGUACCGGUGUCGGCUGGGUGGGGGAUGUGCUGCCCUGCGAUGUAUGCUCCAAUCCGCCGAACGGCAGCCACCCCACCAUCAGCACCACAUUAGAGACCGGCGGAGGCACCCUCGGCGCGUCUCUGGAGUUUGUCUGUAACGACGGCCUUAGCGUGGAGGAUGGCAGCACCAGAAUCACAUCAGUCUGCACAGAGACCGGGUGGACCAACUGCUCGCAGGACAUCAAGUGCGAGUACUGCACGCCGCUUCCACACCUGCCGGACGGCACGAUGAACUGGGGCAGCUACGCCGGCGAGACGGCACUGGACACAGAGGUCACCCUGACGUGCAACCCCGGCCUGGCCGUCGCCGGCUCCCUGGCCAAGACGCAGACGGUGGUGUGUGGUCUGAACGGCUGGAACCACACGGCAGUCCAGUCCUGCACCGUGUGUGACCAGGACCCUCCGGUCCCGUCGGCGAGCAUGUCGCUGUCGUGGGCACUGGGAGACAGCCAGGCGGUGUACCAGUGUCCCAAUGACACGAUGCUACCCUGGGGAGAGGUCACCUACCUGAUGCAGUGCUCGCCAGACGGCUGGUCAGACUGCGUACCUGAGUGCACCGCCUGCGUUUUCCCGCCUGCCGCCGGCCCGGGUGCCGUGCUGGUCUCCAUGAACGUCAGCCGCGGAGGCAUCAGCCGUUACGAGUGUAACGCCAACCUGACGUCGGCCGGCCCCACCGAACUGGAGCUCACGUGCGGGGAGACGGGCUGGACCGAAGCAGAGAUGAUCGUCUGUGAUAUGUGCAACGGCAACCUCACCGAGGCGGGUCCGUCUCAGAACCGUACCGGAAACACCACCGGUCUACUGGGUAGCUCGCUCACAUACGAGUGUAUCCAUACGAUGGGCACGGUCGACGGCAAGACAGAACAGACGAUGGCGUGUACCGAACAGGGGUGGACGCGGCCGCCGGAGCCGUGCGACCACUGUCCACUGCCGCGGAUGCCGGACGGAGUCAACCAGACGUGGGACCUGCCGGAGAACCUGACGUCACAGUGGGUGCCGAUCGGCACCAACGUCACCUUCUACUGCUCCAACGUCACCGCCACGCUGGCGUCCAACAGCACCGAGCAGACUCUGAACUGCACGGCCGAGGGCUGGAGCGGCACCGUGGAGCCGUGCGUCUCCUGUCUGGACGACAUCCCUGACCCGGGGAACGGCACCGAGGCGCGCAACGUGACCUGGGACGAAGGGAGACACGAGGGUGCCGUGGUACUCUACACCUGCCAGAACGGCGCACAGCACGAGAUCCGCUGUGUGGACCGCCAGUGGCUGCCGGCGGAGCUGGGACCCUGCGCAUGACAAAACCGUCGACGUGGGUGUUUCGGAUGUCUUGUGCUUGAUUUCUUACCGAGUUUUACAGAGGGAUGAAGAAAUAGAGUUGCAAAGUCGGCAGUUGAACAGCUGUGUUCAAAAGAAGCUGACACCAACAGCGUCAAACAGCCAAGUCAGAGCUGAGAACGGCGUCAAGUGAAGAACAACAAGACUCGAGACAUCACCAGUCAACCGCUGCGAUCACGGCCGCAUGUGUGACAGAAUAAAUGGAGAAAUUGCACAAAGUGCCGAGGCCUGCGAUCUAAAGACGUGCAGCGAGCAAACACCCAAACGAAGUGACCAUGACUGCAGACAGAAGAGCGGCCGACAUCUCCACAAAACCAAUCACCAGGCUUCCGCCCAACCUGGAAGAAGUGGUUUCUAAAGUACCCAUGGUCUAUAGAAAUAUACAACUCCUGUAUU
Molecule: messenger RNA, 4717 nt
Organism: Amphibalanus amphitrite
Lineage: Eukaryota; Metazoa; Arthropoda; Thecostraca; Balanomorpha; Balanidae
Exons: 26
Coding region: 179-4282 (1367 amino acids)
Source: RefSeq, a predicted model, not a curated record